Messenger RNA from Penicillium chermesinum, 924 nucleotides. RefSeq lists its product as uncharacterized. The record is from RefSeq and is a predicted model, not a curated record. Bases 1 to 924 code for a protein of 307 amino acids. The transcript has a single exon. NCBI's taxonomy places the organism in Eukaryota, Fungi, Ascomycota, Eurotiomycetes, Eurotiales, Aspergillaceae.
AUGAGCGACUACAAACUGUCCGAGGAGCAAAUUGCCCAUUUCAUACGAUAUGGCUACCUGCGGGUGCCGGAAUGCUUCUCCCGUGACAAGGCGGCCGAAUGGACGGCGGACAUCUGGACCAGACUCGGGUUCUCACCCACCGACAAAUCAACAUGGACGACCGAAUGCACGCAUAUGCCGGAGCACAAGGAAGAGCCCGUGAAGACGUUCGCGCCUAAGGCGUGGGCCGCUAUAUGUGCGCUGCUCGGUGGGGAAGAGCGCCUCGAUGAAGAGUCGGCGACGUGGAACGAUGCGUUUAUCGUCAACCUGGGCACGGCGGAGAUGGAGGGCAAGUGGCCCCAUCCGGCUGAGUUGGAGGGAUGGCAUGUUGAUGGAGAUUCCUUCGUUCAUUUCCUCGACUCACCGGAGCAGGGGCUCUUGGUGAUCCCGCUGUUCAGUGAUAUUGAAGAGCACGGCGGUGGCACCAUGGUGUGCAUUGAUUCAGUGAGGGAAGUUGCAAAGUUUCUAUACCAUAACCCGCAAGGUGUGUCGCCGUACAUGAUCCCGCGAGGCAGGCAGCGUCGCAAGCUGAAAGAGGACUUUUAUGAUACCGUGCUUGAAAAAUGCGAUGAGUUCCAUGAAAUGACGGGCAGGGUGGGCGAUGUGAUCCUCUUACAUCCGUUGAUGAUGCAUUGCCAGUCUGUCAACAGCUUGAGGAUUCCGCGGAUUAUCACCAAUCCUCCGGUCUGUCUCAAAAAGCCUUUCAAUUUCGAUCGCGACGACGGGCUUUACAGUAUAGUGGAGAAAAAGACGUUGCACGACCUUGGCAAGGCGCGACUGCGCGGUUGGAAGAUCAAAGGAGGCCGGGACGAAGUCGUCCCCGAGCGUGUGCAGGAGCAUGAGAAGAUGAGACAGGAGGAGCUUGCGAGGCUCAGCCGAACCUGA